Messenger RNA from Apaloderma vittatum (bar-tailed trogon), 1532 nucleotides. RefSeq names its product calcium channel, voltage-dependent, alpha 2/delta subunit 2 (gene CACNA2D2). The record is from RefSeq and is a predicted model, not a curated record. The annotation marks the transcript as partial. The transcript is spliced from 18 exons. NCBI's taxonomy places the organism in Eukaryota, Metazoa, Chordata, Aves, Trogoniformes, Trogonidae. Gene Ontology annotation, cellular component: voltage-gated calcium channel complex. Gene Ontology annotation, molecular function: voltage-gated calcium channel activity.
CUCUCCCUUUUCUCUGCAGGAGGAAGAUAUUGAGUACUAUGACUCCAAGGCUGACACUGAAUAUGAUGAUCCCGAUGGAGAAGAGAUCGAGAGGGAGAAGUCCAAUUCCUUGAAGCUGGAGUUCACCGACGAUGCCAACUUCAAGACCAAGGUUAACUACUCAUAUGCUGCUGUGCAGAUCCCCACGGACAUCUACAAAGGCUCCACUGUCAUCCUCAACGAGCUGAACUGGACGCAGGCGCUGGAGGACGUCUUCAUUGAGAACCGGAAGGAGGAUCCCUCCCUGCUCUGGCAGGUGUUUGGCAGCGCCACCGGCGUCACCCGCUACUACCCUGCCACCCCAUGGAGAGCCCCCAAUAAGAUCGACCUCUACGAUGUGCGCAGGCGGCCCUGGUACAUUCAAGGUGCCUCGUCCCCGAAGGACAUGGUCAUCAUUGUGGAUGUGAGCGGCAGUGUGAGCGGCCUCACCCUCAAGCUGAUGAAGACCUCGGUCUGUGAGAUGUUGGACACCCUCUCAGACGAUGACUAUGUCAAUGUGGCCUCGUUCAAUGAGAAGGCGAAGCCAGUGUCUUGCUUCAAGCACCUGGUGCAGGCCAACAUCCGGAACAAGAAGGUCUUCAAGGAGGACGUGCAGGGGAUGGUGGCCAAGGGCACGACCGACUACAAGGCUGGCUUUGAGUAUGCCUUCGACCAGCUGCAGAACUCCAACAUCACGCGUGCCAACUGCAACAAGAUGAUCAUGAUGUUCACAGACGGUGGCGAGGACCGGGUGCAGGACGUCUUUGAGAAGUACAACUGGCCCAAUAAGACGGUGCGGGUCUUCACCUUCUCAGUCGGGCAACACAACUACGACGUGACCCCGCUGCAGUGGAUGGCCUGCGCCAACAAAGGUUACUACUUCGAAAUCCCUUCCAUUGGUGCCAUCCGCAUCAACACACAGGAGUACCUGGACGUGCUGGGCAGACCCAUGGUCCUGGCUGGGAACCGAGCUAAACAGGUUCAAUGGACCAACGUCUACCAGGAUGCCCUGGGGCUGGGCCUGGUGGUGACGGGCACGCUGCCGGUGUUCAACCUGACAGAGGACAGCAGUGACAGGAAGAACCAGCUCAUCCUGGGCGUGGUGGGAAUCGACGUGGCUCUCAACGACAUCAAGAGGCUGACGCCGCGAUACAACCUGGGGGCAAAUGGUUACGUCUUCGCCAUCGACCUGAACGGCUACGUCCUGCUGCACCCCAACCUGCAGCCCCAGAUCAUCAAUUUCCGUGAGCCCGUGACACUGGACUUCUUGGAUGCUGAGCUGGAGGAUGAGAACAAGGAGGAGAUCCGGAGAAGCAUGAUUGAUGGGAACGACGGGCAGAGAUUCAUCAAGACCCUCAUCAAGUCCCUAGAUGAGCAAUACAUCGAUGAGGUGUUCAGGACGUACACGUGGGCCCCCAUCAAAAGCACCAACUAUAGCCUGGGGCUGGUUCUGCCUCCCUACAGCACCUACUACAUCCAGGCCAACCUCAGUGACCAGAUCCUGCAAGUGAAGU